AAAAACAGCUAAAAACGACCAGAGUCAGAUGGUGUCAGAUAUGGUGUCGAUCCAAAAAUGAUCUACAAAAUGCUCUGUACUCCUUGCAAGGCUUGAUAUCAAUAUAAAACCUAAACUAAACUUUAGAUAGGAGAAAGUUCUUCACAAUUAAAGGGUUUCGAAUCAGGGGAUCUAAACAUCACAUCAAAGAAAAUAAACAGCGGUUUUAGAUUUAUGGAUGAAUGGGUUAUCUACUAUCACAGGAAUCUCGUGCCACAAAUAUCUUAGUAACACUCCCAUAUAUCAGUUUAUAUUGGGAAAAAAGCGAGGAUUUGUUGUGAUAUUGUCACAGUUCCUGGAUUAAUGCCACGUACAGCUAGAAUGAUCUUUUGUCUCCAUGCCACGCUGCACCUGAUAGACGCUGUGUUUACAGUUUAGUCACUGUAGUACUGUAGUACUGAAGCGGUUCUUAAAUAUAUUCAAGACCAAAAAAAUUGGAAAGGCGAAAAAACUUCUUCUUUGAAAACUCGACAAAACUUAAACUUAGAAUUAAUCUUUAAAGCUGUAAGGACAAAAAGAGGCGAGCUGGGAUGGCUAGAGCCACUAAACGCGAUGGAGAGAUCAUGGUAUCGCUAGUAGCAGAAGGAGAAAGCACGAGACCUGAUGGCAAGGUAGAACAAAAAGUAGUCGUUCAAGAAGACGAGCGAGAAGGAUGGGGAAAUAAGAUCGAAUAUCUGUUGGCUACGAUUGGAUUCGCUGUUGGCUUUGGAAACGUAUGGCGGUUCCCGUAUCUGUGUCAGCAAAAUGGCGGAGGUGCAUUCUUGAUCCCGUACGCAGUAAGUCUUGUAGUGAUGGGGAUCCCAUUGUUCUUUCUGGAGCUUGCUAUUGGUCAGAGUAUUCGCAAAGGAUCUAUUGGUGUGUGGAACCACAUCCAUCCCUACCUGGGAGGGGUGGGGAUCGCAUCUGUGGUCCUGUCUUUACUCAUUAGCACAUACUACAAUGUUCUACUGGGAUGGUGUUUCUACUACAUGUUCGCUUCGUUCCAAAGUCCACUUCCUUAUUCUUCUUGUCCACAGACUAAUGGCACAGUGCUCCCUGAAUGUCACGUGGCCGGUAGAACCCAGUACUACUGGUACAACAAGGCGAUCAGUGUAUCAUCAUCCAUCGAGGAAGGUGGUGGCUUGCAAUGGCACCUUUGUCUUUGUCUUCUUCUCGCCUGGAUUCUUGUCUUCUUCUGCAUCAUGAAGGGAGUCAAAUCUGGAGGGAAGGCUGUCUACUUCACGGCUACCAUGCCAUACAUCGUACUCACAAUCUUCCUUGUCCGCGGGCUCACGCUGGACGGCUCGGUCGAUGGAAUCAAGUACAUGUUCACACCAAAGUUUGACAAGAUUCUCAAUCCUGUCGUGUGGUUACAAGCUGCUACACAGAUCUUCUUCUCGCUUGGUGUUGGUUAUGGUGGUCUGAUCGCCAUGUCCAGCUACAAUCCCAUCCACAAUAACUGCAAAAGAGAUGCCAUUGCUGUCUCACUAGCUAAUGGUGCCACCUCUCUUUAUGCCACCAUCAUCAUCUUUUCUGUUCUUGGAUUUAAGGCUCAUCGUUCAUACGAGGAGUGUCUUGACAUGUAUGGUGGAGUAAACAACACCAAUCUGCCAUUCAACAUGACAGUAACAGACAAGUGUCACAACCUUGAAAACUGGUUGUCACAGGCAGCCCAAGGACCAGGUUUAACAUUUGUUGCAUUUACUGAAGCCAUCGUCAAGAUGCCCAUCUCUCCAUUGUGGGCUGUGUUGUUCUUCGCUAUGCUUAUCACCCUGGGUCUCAGCAGUCAAUAUGGGAUAUUAGAGGGUGUUAUCACUCCUAUCUACGAGAGCAAGCUGGUUCCCAUCAGAAAGGAGAUCUUGUCAGGUUGUUUGUGUGUGGCUUCAUUUCUUGUUGGCCUGCUGUUUUGCCAAAAGUCUGGCGAGUACUGGCUGCAAGUAUUUGAUUCUUUCUCUGGUCCUCUACCACUGCUAGUUGUGGGUUUCUUUGAGUUGAUUGGAGUCUGUUAUGUCUAUGGAUUAAAAAGAUUUGAGAGUGACAUACAGUACAUGACGGGUGCACGUCCAGGAUGGUAUUGGAGGGUUACAUGGCCUUUCCUGGCACCUAUUGUAGUCGCUGUCAUUAUCAUUACUAGCAUUUAUAAUCUGGUGACUAAACCUAUUACUUACUCAGUAUGGAACCCUGCAAAGGCCAAAGUAGAACCCAUGUCCUACCCGCCCUGGGGAUACGUUGUCAUUUCAUUCCUGAUUGGUUCGUCAUGUAUCUUCAUACCCCUGAUUUUCCUACUGCGGGUCAGUGGUGUUCUAAAAGGCAAGGGACGAUCUUCCCAGAAAUCUGUACGCAAAGAGCAGUUUGAAUUGGCAGAGACUGAGAAAUCACUGACUGGAAAUGACGAAAAGGAAAGCUAUUGAUAAAAAAUAUUUCUACAGUCAGAAAACAUUCGCAUACACAUUAAAGAUAACAUAUCAGUCAGAGGAUAUGAGGAAUAGACAAUAGUAGACCUAGCUCCUCACAGUAUUCUAUCAAUACAUCUGGACCAAGCCAAACUGAAUGGGAAACUGAAAAACGAGUAGGCAUUGCAGUACUUUUUGGGGCUGUUGUAGGGGACAAUACAGUUGCAAUCUUGCCAUUGUCCCCUAAAAUGACCCCAGUGAGUGACAAUGCACUGCAGUCCAAAUUGACCCAGUUUUUCCACAACCUCAGAAUGGCUAAUAUUCAUCCAUCCAAUAAAACAUAUCAAUCAACAUUGUGCUGGUACAAGCAAAUAAAAAGGAAAACUUAAACACCAAGUAAACAUGUUUUAGAUGUUAGUCCUUGGCUGGAGUAAAAGCCACUAAUAGAGUAAAAUGCUAUAAUAUUUGUAUAGUUAGCAAUGCUAAAAAAGAAACAGUUAAAUCUCAAUACUUCAAUUUCAAAAUUUGAGGUCAGUGUGUGAGGUUAAAUGGGCCAAGCCCUACUACAGGUUAGGGAUUCAAAAUCUUCACAGUAGUGGUUAAAGAGAAUCUUUAGUUUGGCUAUAUAAAUGUGAAUACAAGUUUAACAAGCUGUAUGGUGAUGAACACGAUACAAUAACAUACACAUUUCUAGUUUUCUAUUUAACAAUACAGAGGAAUGUUACCACAAGAUAACAUGCACUAGAAUGUGUUAUGAGUAUUGUAUCUGGUUCUCUACCACGUCAGAUUUACCUUUAAAACUACAAGAAAUUGUUACCUUAACAUGCUCGUAAAAAUAUAUACAUUAACAAUAUCUUAGUGAUGAUACAAUACACUAUUUUUUAUCUAUAUUUAAAGAAUAAACCCAAACAUACCAGGUGCAAUCAAGACUGCUCCUAUAUGCACUAUGGACCAAGUUUUGUUGUCCUAAUAAAUGAUAGAACUUGUUUUAUGCCCCAAUA
Actinia tenebrosa (Australian red waratah sea anemone) is the source of this 3412-nucleotide messenger RNA. RefSeq names its product sodium-dependent neutral amino acid transporter B(0)AT3. Gene Ontology annotation, cellular component: plasma membrane. Lineage: Eukaryota; Metazoa; Cnidaria; Anthozoa; Actiniaria; Actiniidae. Gene Ontology annotation, molecular function: amino acid:sodium symporter activity. Gene Ontology annotation, biological process: nitrogen compound transport; sodium ion transmembrane transport; amino acid import across plasma membrane. The record is from RefSeq and is a predicted model, not a curated record.